Zootermopsis nevadensis is the source of this 2065-nucleotide messenger RNA. Its product is annotated as endocuticle structural glycoprotein SgAbd-4-like. Gene Ontology annotation, cellular component: chitin-based extracellular matrix. NCBI's taxonomy places the organism in Eukaryota, Metazoa, Arthropoda, Insecta, Blattodea, Termopsidae. Gene Ontology annotation, molecular function: structural constituent of chitin-based larval cuticle. The record is from RefSeq and is a predicted model, not a curated record.
AGAAUACCAUCGGCAUGACUGGAGACAAGAAAUAAAACAUGUUAAACUGAAGGAUAAGGUAUAAAUACCAGCAACGAGACACCCAAGCCGACACACACCUCUGAAUUAUCCGACGCAAAGGAAUCUUGCCAGCAGCGGAGGAACAUGAAUACGCUUAUAUUCGUACUGGGCACUGUGGUGGCUCUAGCGUCAGCCGCCCCUCAAAAACCAGAGGAACCUAUCGCCAUCAAAAGCCAAAACAGCAAAUACAACCCCGAUGGGUCUUAUGAGUACAGUUACGAAACUGCUAACGGCAUAAAGGCACAAGAAGUUGGAACCCUGAAAAAGGCAGCUGCCCCGGAAGACGGAAACGUAAUUGUAACCCAGGGCUCCUAUACUUACACGAGCCCGGAAGGAAUUCAAAUCACGCUUCAGUACGUUGCGGAUGACGUAGGUGGCUUCGCCCCUCAAGGCGACCAUCUGCCCACAUCACCACCAAUACCAAUCGCAAUCCAGAGGGCCCUCGACUACUUGGCAACGCUGCCACCCACUCCAGAAACACCACGAGGUCGUCCUUAGUCGGCACAAACAAGAACUCAGCUUGUCAAACUUCUGGAGAUAUUUUGUAUCUGUUAAACCAUUCACAUUUCCACUACUAUGAAACAAUAAAUCACGUUUCGCCUCCUAGAUGGCAGCAUCAUAAAAGUGGUUUCCGAAUUCUCCACUAGAUAUUGCUGUAAGUCUAAUUUUGUAUCCUGUUCACUUCGAGUUUCGAUGUCAGUGGCAUGCAACAAAUAUUUUCUAGUGCAUUGAAAGACAAGUUUCCAGUAAACUUUAUACUUGCUGAUACUUCUGUUGUAUCAAAUUGCUAAGGUAUUCGACAACGAUGAGAGAAUAGUUUUAUCUUAUGAGCUGUUACUUCUAAAGUAGACACUCGCAAACAUUUUCGAAAAUUGGACUGUAACAUAAUUACGACUUUUAGAAAAUUCGUAGCGAAAUAAAUCACGAUUUACUCGUUCGGGGUAAGUUCCAAGUUUGUUUUAAUAUGAAUCUGAUUCUCUGUUUUAAUUAUCAGAAUACGUCUUACAAAAUGUAACAGCUCUCUCUCUCUCUGUCCUAGCCAAUCCUUUACGCCAAAAUCUUAUUAUUUUCCGAUGGGAGUGCAGUUGUAAAAUCAUACUCGCGGAUAAGUCUUCUAUUCGACUAUGCGUUGCAACUCUACUUUCAGAAGAGAAGUGGUCCAAUAUUUACGUCAACUGGCUAUAAAGAAGUACAAAUCUGGUGUAGGUUUUAAUAUAGGCAGUUACCCCAUUCGAAUUUUUUCUUAAAUAUGAAUAAAUGAGAGUAGUUGUCUGAAAAACACGUCUUUCUCAUUAACUCUAUUUUCAUAUUAAACCUGCCAUACAUUUUGUAAUAUUAGAAGCGCGUGGUAUCUUUAUAACGUUUAUAAUCAGGCUAUUUAUUGGCGGAAAUUCGUUUAAAGUCGUUUAAAUAUGACCUAAGACUGAAAUACUUAUCCUUGCCAAUUUCUCAUUGAAAUUUCUAAUAGUAACAUCCCUAAUGUCUCACCUCAGAACAACCCAACGGUUUCAGGGUAUAUUAUACGAGUCAAAAAACCUUAUAAGCGCUGUAUAAUACAUGGUUUAGAGACAUUUAUUUCAUAGUGUUGGUAACUAAUUAAAAUUAGCACUCCAGCCUCAAGUUAUCAAAGCUGUGUAAAGUUUUGAAGAACCCAAUAAAAAGUAUUUGUAUGGAAUUGUCGAAAAUUCUUUUUUGUUUCAGAAAUUGUAAGACUGACACAUAUACCCUCGCACCGGUAUAUUAUACAAUGCUAUUUCGUUAAAGAUAUGCAUUUUUACAAAGUCUAUUGAAACGAUCCCAGAAACGUAUGAUUAUAUGCGAGGUUAUAAUUAAUACUGCAAACCAAAAGGUGUCUUAGACGUUGCAUUGACUGCUGCAUUACGAAGUUAUUUUAGGAUAUAUGAGUUAUAAAUAUCAAUCUGAAAACUAUUACAAGAAAUAUAAAAUAAUUUGUAUGUUGUACUACUAUAACUAGUUUCCGCCAAUAAAUAAGUAAUUAGCACAA